Molecule: messenger RNA, 4520 nt
Organism: Micromonas pusilla CCMP1545
Lineage: Eukaryota; Viridiplantae; Chlorophyta; Mamiellophyceae; Mamiellales; Mamiellaceae
Exons: 2
Coding region: 36-4520 (1494 amino acids)
Source: RefSeq, a predicted model, not a curated record
CGCACCACGCGCGGACGCCGAAGAGGACGAACGCGAUGUCGUUCGCCGCGCCGAAGCUCAGGGCGGAGCGGCGGCGAUACGUCAUGGAGCUGACGAACCCUUCGGUCGUCCCGGAGACGCCCGCGCAUCUUCUCGACGACGCGGACGACGACGCGGCGUGGGACGACGACGCGUCGCCGUUCGACGCCGUCGCCGCGGCCGGGAAGGCGACGCGGCGAAUGGAGAUGAAGACGCCGCCGGUCGUGACGAACGUCAUGGCGAAGUUCGCGGCGAGGGACAGGGACGAGGAGAAGGACGAGGACGGCGCGGCGAAGACGGUGGCCGUGACGGACGCGUUGACGCAGAGCGUCCGCGAGGCGCUGAACGACGCGGAGCGAGGCUUGCGCGCGUCCUUGGUCGUGGACGACGCGAGGCGGAAGCGCGGCGUCGCGACCCCGACCCCGGCGGGGAAAGGGAAAGGAGGAGGAAGCGGCGCGGCGCCGACGCCGGCGACGCCGCUGGCGGAUCUCGCGCGCCCGACCGAAGCGUUGGCGAUGGCGUCCCUCGGCGCGGACGCGCACGACGACGAAGCGCAGGAGUACCUCAAGGGCGUCCUGAAGAUGAUAUACGGCGGCGGCGGCGGCGGCGGCGGCGCUUCCACGGCGACGACCCCGACCCCUGGCGGCGCGCCGCCGCGGACGCCGGUCGCGGACUGGCCCGAGGCGGCGAGCGCGGCGAAGACGACGCCGCGUCCCGACCCGACGGGGCGCGACGAUUCCGCGCGCGAAGCCGUCGUCGCGCGGCACGUGUUUCAUCACUCCCCGGCGUCGGACGCGUCGCCGUCUUCGAACGCCGCCGCGGACGACUCGCCGACGCAGAUAUCGCCGAUCGCGGGGAAGAUCGACGCGCAGGCGGAGGCGGAGGCGAAGGAGGAGGAGGGGACGGUCGAAGACGCGGUGCCGUCGACGGAGUUUGCGUUUCAAAAAGUCGACGACGCGGCGGCGGCGGCGGCGGCGGCGGCGCGGCCCGGGCCCGCGUCCAACGUGAGCUACGGGACCCUCCGCGCGUCGCUCGGCGUCGCCGCGGAGGCUGCCGCCGCCGUGCCCGCGAUGCUGAGCGAGCUCAGGGAGUUGAAGAGCAACUUCGAGGCGUUCACCGGCGGCGCCGGGGGCGCCGGCGACGGCGACGCGCCGCCGGCGUUGUCCCCCGACGACGUCCCGCCGUCGAUCGUCCCGGAGCUCUCUCCCGAGCCGUCGCUGUUCGCGGACGGCGCCGAGGCGGAAGAAGACGGCGCCCAGGAGGGAAACGCGAACGCGAACGCGAACGCGAACGCGCACGACGUCUCGUUCGAAGCCCCGAGGCUGAUGGCGACGGUCGCGGUGCCGACGCCGACGCCGCGGACGUCGUCGAGGGAGCGGCGGCCGUCGACGGCGCCGUCGCCGUCGCGCGCCGCCGCGUCCGCGCUGCCGCCGAUGCCCGCGGUCGCUCGCGCGGCACCGAGCUCGCCCGCGAAGAAAUCGUAUUAUCCCGGUGACGUGGACGCCACGUCGGCGCCGGGGACCAAUCGCGUGUCGCUGCAGCCGCGCGCCAGAGAGGCGCUCGGCGCGUUGGACCCGGUGCGCGGCGUCCAGGUCGGCGGGCAGCCGCUGUGGAGCGCGGUGAUGAACGCGCAGGUGAAGGCGCACGUCGCGCGGAAGCGCGAGGCGCGCGAGAAGGUGGAGGAGCUCCUCGGCGGGCAUAUCGAUUACGCGGAGUUACGGAGAGCCGCGGAGUCGGCCAAGGGCGACGGGCGCGGCGGGAGUACGGUCGCCGGCGCGCAGCCCAAGCCGAGGACGCCGGAGUUUUACGAAGAGAUCGCGAACGCGGCGGCGGGGAUUCGAAACGACGCCGCCGCCGCGACGCAGGACCCCAUGGACGUCGAACUCGACAUUUACGGGUUCAAGACUGCGAUUCAGGCGGAGAUCGCGACGAGGAUAUUCGCGUCGAAGACGGCGGUGCAUCAGGAGGCGGUGAAGAUCAUGCGAACGCUCCCGCGCGGCGCGGGGUGGUCCGCGAGACACGGCGCCGCGCGCCGGCACAAGGUGGACCCGCGCGUGAAGAAGCUCCCGGAGCAGAUGACGAAGGCGUCGUCCGGCGCGCCGGUGCCGUACCCCGCUUCUUCGAACCCCGGGUCGCGCGUUGGGCCCGGCGAAAACCCCGCGGCCGCGAAGCCGACGAGCUCGUUCCUUGCCGCGCCGAGGGCGGCGUCGAAGAAGUCCGACGUCGCGAAGAAAAAGGCGGAGCCGCCGCUCACCGCGGAGAAGACGCGACCGACGCGACCGACGCGACCGACGCGACCGACGACGAAAGAGAAGGUGGAGCAGGAGGCGGCGGCGACGAAGCCCGCGGCGACGCUGACGUCGACGGCGACGUACGCGCUCGACCCGAACGGCCCGCCUCCGCCUCCGCCGACGGCGGUUCGAACGUCCUCCACGCUCGCGUCGAGACGCGCGGAGCGACACGAGGCCGCCGCCGCCGCGCGCGCGGCCGCGGAGCGCGCGAGACAGGAGGAUGACGCGACGCGCGCGGGCGCGGAGAAGAUGGCGGAGGAGAGACGCGCCGCCGCCGCGAAGAAGGCGAAGGACGUCGCGUUCGGUCGCAAAGUCGCCAAGCCGCCGAAGCAUCCGGGGUCGAAAGCGACGGGUCGAAAGGGUCUCGCGACCGAGGUGCGACCGUUCAACCUGUCGGUCGGGAACAAGCCGAAGCCGACCGCGAACGCGGCGCCGGCGAAGAAGCGCGACCCGGACGUGUGGGAGGACCCGAACGAGACCUCUCGGUUCGAGGACGACCCGUCCGCGCAGCGCGGGACGCCCUCGAAGACGGAGGAAAAGAAGCGGACGCUGGAGGACGUCUUCGCGGACGCCGCGCGCGCGAAAGAGGCGGAGGCGCUCCGCGAGCGCGAGCGCAUUCGAUCGAAAGAAGCCGUGAGACAGUCUCUGAUCGUCUCCACCGCCGCGAAGGUGGCCGCGCCCGCGAUCGCGGCCGCGGAGGCGGCGCAGAGAAACGCGUCCGAGGCGGCGGAGGCGGCGACGAAAGCCGCGGCGGCGGCGGCGGCGGCGGAGCGGCUUCUGCUCGCGGAGACGAAGCGGCUGCGGCAACGCCGCGCGGAACUCCUCGGAGCGGGUCCCUCGGGAGAGGGAGAGGGAGAGUGCGAGGAGGGAACGUCGCGGGAGACGUUCGCGUCGUCCGAGGGCGGCGGCGAGGAGGACGACGCGCCGUUGAUGGCUUCGACGUCGGACUUACCCGGGCUUAUCGCACGCGACGGCGACGGCGACGAGGGGGGUCCCAGGAGUGAAGGCGACGCCGGAGCUGAACCGCCGCUCGUCGUCGAGGGCGUGCCGCCGGACUCGUCGUCGCUCCGCGCGCCCGUGCUGGACCGCGGGGACGAGUCCCCUGUCGUGGACGUCGAGCCGAGCGAAGAGCCGCUGCCGUCGCCGUCGCCGGUGAAAAAAUCCGGCGAGGACCUCGACGCGGUGCGCUCCGACUCCAACUCGAGCGCCGCCGCGGACGCGGACGCGAGCUCGCCCGAGGAGGCGUCGGAGAACGGAUCCGAUUCCGCGGCGUCGCCCGCGAAAUCCGACGUGGCGCCCCCUGAUUCGCCCAACAUCGACGACGAGACGUUCCCGGCGUACACCGCGGCGGAGGCGAAGGACGCGCGCCUGGGCGACUCCGCGGACGCCGACGUCUUCGCGUCGAACGAGCUCACCGCGCAGCUCCCGGGCGGCACGGGCGGCACGGCGGGCGGCGCGGCGCCCGCGACGCCCGCGACGCCCGGGACGCCGAGAGACGAGGCCGUGCGCCGAUUGAAAGACGCGCGGCUCGCGCGGCGGCGGGCGAUGCGAAGCGACGCGCCGCCGAGCCCGGCGACGCCGCCGUCGCCGCGAUCGCCCGGGAUCACGUGGAGGGUGGGCACCGCGAAGCUUCCGGACGCGCUCCGCGUGCCGCUGUUCCCUGCGAACGUCGGCGGUGGUGGUGGUAACGCACUCGAAGCGAACGUUGAGACGACGACAAAGUUUACGUCCGUGCCGGCGCCGUUGACGAAGCCGGCGGGGACGGCGGAGGCGGCGGCGGCGGCGGCGGCGCGGAGAAGGGCGUCGGACGCCGUCGGCGAAGAGAAGAAGGAGAAGGCUCGGAAAGACUCCGCGGCGUUCAUCGCGGCCGCGGUGAAGCGCGCCGCGGCCGCCGCGGAGAAGGAAGCCGAGCUCGCGAAGCGCGAGGAAGCGAAGAAGCGCGAUUCCUCCCGCGACGAAGGCGGCGGCGGCGAGAAGGGGGCGGCGGCGGCUGGUCGCCGCUUCCUCCGCGGCGACGACCUGAAGUACGUCCCGCCGGAUCGCAUCACGAUGGACGCGAGCGGUGCCGGCGGCGGCAUCGGUCCCGGGGUCGCGCGAUUUGGCGGGUGGGACACCGCGUCGUCGAUCGAGUCGUCGGACUUGGAGGACGACGUCGACUUCGAUUCGCGCACGGCUGGCGCGGGCGCGGACGCGGCGAUUUGGGCGCGGUGA